UGUUUGUAUGUAUUAUCAGAAUUGUAGAGUCUAUGACGAGGGGGUGUAGUAUUAGUUGGAGGAAGAGCCAUUUGACAAGUUGUCGGACACGUUACUGCACAGGUUUCCCUGGGAUUAUUAUCGUCAAGGUUUAUCUUUUUUCUAGUUCACACUUUAUUUAAAUACAAUGGCUAGCCGGUCCAGCUCUAGUCAUGCCAGUAGCCAACCUACCAGUCAACGGCGUGCAUCUGGCAGUACCACAAGCCGUACUACUAAUGGAGUUACUACUUCAGGAGCGGUAGCUUCUGGAGCUGGCACUUCUGCUCUUACUCAAAGCAGUGCUAGGUCAUGUAAUGGAGAUUCUAACAAAAAUGACAGCAAAGAUUACAAGGUCUUAAAAUAUCACAAAGGACUCAGUCCCAGUGCCAAAAGACUCCAGAGAGAGUUAGCAGAAAUCACUGUGGACCCACCUCCAAACUGCAGUGCUGGUCCAAAAGGAGAUAAUCUUUAUGAGUGGGUUUCUACAAUUUUUGGACCAAAGGGUUCUGUUUACGAAGGAGGAGUAUUCUUUCUCGACAUCCACUUUACAAAUGAUUAUCCAUUCAAACCACCUAAGGUGACAUUUCGCACUCGGAUAUACCAUUGCAACAUUAACAACCAAGGCGCCAUAUGCUUAGAUAUUCUGAAGGACAACUGGAGUCCAGCACUGACAGUUUCUAAAGUGCUGUUGUCAGUCUGUUCGCUUCUUACAGAUUGCAAUCCACGAGAUCCACUUGUUGGAAGUAUUGCAACCCAGUUUCUCACCAACAGAGAAGAACAUGACAAAACAGCUCGCCAGUGGACCAAGAAAUUUGCCACGUGAACCGCAUUUACUCUCAUAGCUCUGGACCUGUUCGUGUCGAUGCUAGUCAUUCUAUUCUUGACUGUUGCAUCAUCAACAUUCAGUACUUAUUUAGAGAUCAGCCGUUUUUUGAUUACCUCUCUCAACAAACAAACAAACAAACAAAGCAAGAAAGAACAAAAAGUCUUUAACAAAAAAUAAUUAAGACAAGCAAAAAAAAAAACUUUUAAAAAAAAUGACUUAAUAAAAAUGUAUGUAUCUGAGCUGAUAUAAAUUUCUAACUUUACAACCUGCCCCAGGAUUUUAAGAAGAAUAAUUAAUUAAUUAAAUAAAUAAAUAAACACAAAAACAGCCAAAAAAUUUCCAUGGAAACAACAUAAUAUCUGAAUUAAAAUGAUGUUAAAUAACAAGAAUACUAACUUAAAAUAUUAAAUUUGGAAAUAAAAAUAAAAAUGGGGGAGUGAAAGAAAGAACCAGAGUAAAAUUCCUAUCAUGGGGUGGGGGGUUGCUAUUUUGGACCUUUUGCAAAAUGGAAAGGACAAGAAUUCCUUUAAAAAUAUCAAAAAAAAAAAUUACAAAAAAAAAAAUAUUAAAAAAUACUCUAAAUUGUUGGUAGAAAACUACAACAAUAACCACUAUGAACUUAAAGAAAAAAAUCUAAAAAUGUAUGUGUAAUAUAUAUGUAUAUGUUAUAUAUAUGUGUAUGUGUGUCUAUACAUAUAUAUAUACACACACACACACAUAUGUAGGUGUGUGUGUUUGUAUAUAUAUAUAUAUAUAUAUAUGCACACACACACACAUGUACACAUGCACACAUAUACAAGCAUAUUUGUGUAUGCAUAUAUUUACAUAUGUGUGUAUAUGAAUGUGUAUAUCUAUAUAUAAUAUAUAUAUAUAUAUACAUAUGCAUUUAUAUGAAUAUAUAUGUAUAACACAUAUACAUAUAUGUGAGUGUGUGUGUGUGUGUGAGUGUAAGCAUAUAUAUGUAUGUGUAUAUAUGCAUGUGUAUGUAUAAUUUAGGUGUAUUGAUUUUAUUUUCAUUUCAAUUUUUUUGUUGGGUAAUUAGUGGUUUAUAUUUAUUUUUUCUUCUUUAAUUUUUUUUUUUUAAUAAAAAAACAUACAGAAAAAAUAUCCCAUCCCUUGUGCUACAAGCUGAGUGUAUAAAAUUGAGUGUAUAUGUAAUUAGUUACAGUUGUAGUUUAACAAAAAAAAAAAGAAAACCUUGUCCACAUCUAUCUCUCAUUGUCAUUUCAAUACCUUAUCAGCUCUGCUUAAUUUGGAUCAGUUGAAAUUUUCCUAGGUUGAGCAUAUAUUUUUUUACUCUUACUGUCCUGACCAUUAUCAUUAUAACCAUUAUUAUUAUUAUUAUUAUUAUGGAUGCUUUGGUUAUUGUAAUAACAAUAAUAAUAAUUACAACUAUUAUUAUUAUUAUUAUCAUCAUUAUUAUCAUUUAUUAUUAUGAUUAUUAUUAUUAUUAUUUGAUUGAUUUUUAUCUCCACAAUUUGCAUAACAGUUGAGCCGUUUACAUUUCUUUUGGAAAAAAAAAAGUAUAAUAAUAAUAAAGACAAAAAACACAAAUAAAUAAAAUUUG
Molecule: messenger RNA, 2411 nt
Organism: Octopus bimaculoides (California two-spot octopus)
Lineage: Eukaryota; Metazoa; Mollusca; Cephalopoda; Octopoda; Octopodidae
Product: ubiquitin-conjugating enzyme E2 E1
Source: RefSeq, a predicted model, not a curated record